Messenger RNA from Trematomus bernacchii (emerald rockcod), 2653 nucleotides. RefSeq names its product ribophorin II (gene rpn2). The record is from RefSeq and is a predicted model, not a curated record. Gene Ontology annotation, cellular component: oligosaccharyltransferase complex; membrane. The coding region runs from base 175 to 2073 and encodes 632 amino acids. The transcript is spliced from 17 exons. Lineage: Eukaryota; Metazoa; Chordata; Actinopteri; Perciformes; Nototheniidae. Gene Ontology annotation, biological process: protein N-linked glycosylation.
ACUUCCUGGGGCUUUAGACAGGCUGCACUAAUUAUUAUUCGACGUGUACUUAGCUCGGCUUUUAUUUUGAAACGUCAAACGCACAACCGGACGUUCUACCGUUAGUGACAGCUCAUUCUGAGACACCGGAAAUAGUCGUCGGUUUUGGUGACGCUGCAUUAGAGACUGCAAGACAUGGACCGGUCUAGGCUGUUUGGUUUGUUCUCCCUCCUGAGUGUGGCUCUUUCUGGAUCUCAGGCGCUCACCCCGGCUCACUACCUCUCCCUGUCCGAUGUGGCCCGCCUGCAGAAGCUCCUGAGCCAACAGUUCACCGACCUGGACUCCGCUUACUACUCUGUUGUUGGUCUGAGCAAGCUCGGAGCAUCUGUUCCUGAUCAUGAGGGAGUCUGCCAGUUUAUCAAGUCCCAGCUGGAUCCCACUAGUGUCGACUCACUCUUCUUUGCCGCUGAGACCAGUCAAGCCAUUUCAGGAUGUGAGAUCCCCGUGUCCAAUGAGACGCGGGACAUCCUGCUGGCGGCCGUCAGUGAGGACUCCACCAUGACUCAGAUCCACAGAGCGGUGAGCGCCCUCAGCUCUCUGGGCCUUCCUCUGACCUCACAGGAAGUAGUGGGAGCUCUGACCGGCCGCAUCAACAAGGAGGACAACGUCAUGGCAAUCACUUCGGCUCUGCUAACGGCAGCCCGUCUGUCAGAGGAGGCAGAGCUCGGAGGAAUCCUGGAGGAAAUCGAGGAUCUCACCGCUCGUUUGGAUGAUCUUGGAGGCAUCUACCUGCAGUUCGAAGAGGGACUUGAGGCGACCGCCAUGUUUGUGACCGCUGCUUAUUCCCUCUCUGAUCACGUGGACAUGGAGCCUCCACUGAAGGAGGACCAGGUGAUCCAGCUUGUGAACUCCAUCUUCGGUAAGAAGUCCUGGGACUCUCUCUCCGAGGCGUUCAGCGUGGCCAGCGCCGCCGCCGCUCUCUCCAACAACCGCUUCCACGUGCCGGUCAUCGUCAGCGCUCAGGGCCCGGCCACCGUCUCCCACAGCCAGCCCACCCUGCGGCUCCUCGUCACUGACAUCAUGUCUCAACCUCUGACCGCCGCCAACGUGCUGGUGGAGUCUGCGUACGCUGUGGCCUCCAAGAGCAUCAUCCUCAGCCAGGCUGCUUUCACACUCAACGACGGCGUCUUUGAACUGAACUUCAUGUCCACCCAGCCAGCCAGUGGGUAUUACCAGUUCACUGUCGCAGUGGCCGGGGACAGCCGGCUUGUGGCCAAUCAUGUGGAGCUCAAAGUGAAGGUGUCCACCGAGGUGUCCGUCACCAGCAUGGACCUCUCUGUGGUGGAUAAGGACCAGAGCAUCGGCACAAAGACCGUCAGGGUGGACUAUCCUUCCAAAGCCAAGAUCUCCUUCACCGCAGACAGCCACCAGAACUUUGCCAUGGCCUUCCAGCUGGUGGACGUGAACACUGGAGUGGAGCUGACCCCCCACCAGACUUUUGUCCGCCUGCAAAAUCAGAAAACGGGUCAGGAGGUUGUGUUCGUGGCCGAGCCCGACAGCAAGAAACUGUACAAGUUCGAGUUGGACAUGGCAGAGCGCAAAUCUGAGUUUGACUCCAUGUCCGGCACCUACUCCCUCCACCUCAUGGUCGGGGACGCUACCUUGGAGAAUCCCAUCCUGUGGAACGUGGCUGAUGUUGUUCUGAGGUUUGUGGACGAGGAAGCUCCAGUGGCCAUUCAGCCCAAAACUCUCUAUGUGCCCAAACCAGAGAUCCAGCAUUUGUUCAGAGAACCAGAGAAGAAGCCUCCCACCGUGGUUUCCAACGCCUUCACUGCUCUCAUCCUGUCUCCCCUCCUGCUGCUGCUGCUCCUGUGGUUUAAACUCGGAGCCAACGUCUCCAACUUCAACUGCACCCCCAGCACCGUCAUGUUCCACGUGGGACACGCAGCCAUCAUGGGCCUGAUGUACUUGUACUGGACUCACCUCAACAUGUUCCAGACUCUGAAGUACCUGGCCAUUAUCGGCACCCUUACCUUCCUGGCCGGGAACCGCAUGCUGGCACAGAAAGCAGUGAAGAGAAUGGAAAACAAAUAAAGAGCAAGAAAAUUAAAAGAAGACACCGACGAAGCAUUUUUUUUCGUUUUCCAUGGAGUAAAUUCAACGAUGCAUCAAAUCAGACUUUAAAACGUCCCGACCAACAGUUUAACAUGUCCUCCGUGUUGCCAAGAGGAAGAAAUCCCACGAGGACAAACGCUCAGCGACAGAUCCUUACUGCAAAGCUACUGAUCACUGCACUUCCUGUGAGAUUCGUUUUUCUGAUGCCGUGUUUUUCUGAGUCAGCUGGGUUUUUUAUUUGUGGUUCAUUGAUGGGUUUAUGUGUCCUUUUUUUUUUGUACAUUCCUCUGUUUUCACGCGCCGCCCGUUUCACCUCGCCACAGCUGUGUGUCGACUUGUUUCCUCUGAUAAAAAAAAAAAAGAAUCAAACAUUGGUAGUAGCACUGAUAUGUUGACUAACGAUGAAUGUGUUUGCCUGUUUGCUGCGUCAGACGUGUCCCCUUAUUUGAUACGGCGUGUGUGUGGCCGGAAGAAAAAAAAAUGUUGAUAAUGAAAUGUGGGCAAUUUGAGAAAAAGUGUUUUUGUAAUGAAGAAGAGGAAAUAAAGAAUUUGAGGUGAA